This is a messenger RNA of Astyanax mexicanus (Mexican tetra), 3337 nucleotides long. RefSeq names its product zinc finger protein 585A. The coding region runs from base 152 to 2383 and encodes 743 amino acids. The record is from RefSeq and is a predicted model, not a curated record. Gene Ontology annotation, cellular component: nucleus. NCBI's taxonomy places the organism in Eukaryota, Metazoa, Chordata, Actinopteri, Characiformes, Acestrorhamphidae. Gene Ontology annotation, molecular function: RNA polymerase II cis-regulatory region sequence-specific DNA binding; DNA-binding transcription repressor activity, RNA polymerase II-specific. Gene Ontology annotation, biological process: central nervous system development; negative regulation of transcription by RNA polymerase II. The transcript is spliced from 2 exons.
UUUCUUUGUUUUUCCAGAAAUAAAAAAAAAAACACCAACAACCAGGAUAUUUAUUAAAGAACAGUUUUAAACUGCUGAAAGAGGUGAAGCACAAGCCGUCCACAAGAAUCUCCUGAAAACGCAGAAACUGUUUGAUACAUUGCACAGACAGAUGGAGCCAAGUCCCGACAUGGAGGAACAUCAGCACUCUGUAAAGAGUGUUACUAAACAGAGUGAUCUCAAUAUACACCAGCGCAUUCACACAGGAGAGAAACCGUAUCACUGCUCAGACUGUGGAAAGAGUUUUAAACAACAGAGUAAUCUCAAAAAACACCAGCGCAUUCACACAGGAGAGAAACCGUAUCACUGCUCAGACUGUGGGAAGAGUUUUAAUCAACAGAGUAAUCUCAAAAAACACCAGCGCAUUCACACAGGAGAGAAACCGUAUCACUGCUCAGACUGUGGGAAGAGUUUUAAUCAACAGAGUCAUCUCAAACUGCAUCAGCGCAUUCACACAGGAGAGAAACAGUAUCACUGCUCAGACUGUGGGAAGAGUUUUAAUCAACAGAGUACUCUCAAUAUACACCAGCGCAUUCACACAGGAGAGAAACCGUAUUACUGUUCAGACUGUGGGAAGAGUUUUAAUCAACAGAGUCAUCUCAAACUGCAUCAGCGCAUUCACACAGGAGAGAAACAGUAUCACUGCUCAGACUGUGGGAAGAGUUUUAAUCAACAGAGUACUCUCAAUAUACACCAGCGCAUUCACACAGGAGAGAAACCGUAUUACUGCUCCGACUGUGGGAAGAGUUUUACUACACAGAGUCAUCUCAAACUGCACCAGCGCAUUCACACAGGAGAGAAACCGUAUCACUGCUCAGACUGUGGGAAGAGUUUUACUCUACAGAGUACUCUCCAAAUUCACCAGCGCAUUCACACAGGAGAGAAACCGUAUCACUGCUCAGACUGUGGGAAGAGUUUUACUACACGGAGUAAUCUCAAAAAACACCAGCGCAUUCACACAGGAGUGAAACCGUAUUACUGCUUCGACUGUGGUAGAAGUUUUACUAAACAGUGUAAUCUCAAAAUACACCAGCGCAUUCACACAGGAGAGAAACCGUAUCACUGCUCAGACUGUGGGAAGAGUUUUUAUCAACGGAGUAAUCUCCAAAGACACCAGCGCAUUCACACAGGAGAGAAACCGUAUCACUGCUCAGACUGUGGGAAGCGUUUUUAUCAACGGAGUAAUCUCCAAAUACACCAGCGCAUUCACACAGGAGAGAAACCUUAUCACUGCUCAGACUGUGGGAAGUGUUUUACUACACGGAGUAAUCUCAAACUGCACCAGCGCAUUCACACAGGAGAGAAACCGUAUCACUGCUCAGACUGUGGGAAGAGUUUUAAUCAACAGAGUACUCUCAAACUGCACCAGCGCAUUCACACAGGAGAGAAACCGUAUCACUGCUCAGACUGUGGGAAGAGUUUUACUACACAGGGUACUCUCAAACUACACCAACGUAUUCACACAGGAGAGAAACCAUAUCACUGCUCGGACUGUGGGCGUAGUUUUAGUCGUCAUGGUACUUUCAAACUGCACCAGCGUGUUCACACAGGAGAGAAACCGUAUUACUGCUCAGACUGUGGGAAAUGCUUUUCUUCAGAGAGUCAUCUAAAAAAACACCAGCGCAUUCACACAGGAGAGAAACCGUAUUACUGCUCAGACUGUGGGAAGAGUUUUACUCAACAGGGUAAUUUUAAACUGCAUCAGCGCAUUCACACAGGAGAGAAACCGUAUUACUGCUCAGAGUGUGAGAAGUGUUUCUCUACAGAGAGUCAUCUAAAAAAACACCUGCGCAUUCACACAGGAGAGAAACCGUAUCAGUGCUCAGACUGUGAGAAGAGUUUUAAACAAGCGAGUCAUCUCCAACUACACCAGCGCAUUCACACAGGAGAGAAACCGUAUCAGUGUUCAGAUUGUGGGAAGAGUUUUAAACAACAUAGAACUCUCAAAAUACACCAGCGCAUUCACACAGGAGAGAAACCGUAUCAGUGUUCAGAUUGUGGAAAGAGUUUUAAUCAACAGAGUACCCUUAACCUGCACCAGCGCGUUCACACAGGAGAGAAACCCUAUCAGUGCCCAGAGUGUGGGAAGUGUUUUAAUCGUGAGAGUAAUCUCAAAAUACACCAGCGCAUUCACACAGGAGAGAAACCGUAUCACUGCUCAGAGUGUGGGAAGUGUUUUAAUUUACAGAAUACUCUUAAACUGCACGAGCGCAUUCACACAGGAGAGAAACCGUAUCACUGCUCAGACUGUGGCAAGAGUUUUACUCAACAGAGUAAUCUCAAACUGCAUCAACGCAAUCAUCACACAGGAGAAAACUGUCCCAAAUCUGUUCCACUGACAUAAAGAGUGCAAAUCCUAAAUAUUUCGGACAUCAAAAACACCUUAUCCAAUGCAAAAUCUUUCCAAAAUUGAAUCCAGUCUUCUGAAUAGACAACACCCUUUCUCACGGCUACACAUCUGUUAAGUCCUCUCAAAUCAAAUAUUCAUGUGGAAGGAGCUUUAAAGGAAUGCAAAUUGCCCUUCCCACAAACACAGACACUCUACAUUGACGUUUUAUUGACUCAUUUGGCUUUUUCUCCCGAACAGGACCUGGUAGAAAUCCAUGUCAACACAAUUGACCACAAAUGAAGGGUUUGGAUCAACAGUCAUAAACUUAACAUAAACUUAACAUGUUCAUAAUGUUAUCGGAGUUCAGAUCAGCCAAGAUAAAAAAAAAAAAACAAGAUUAAGUGACUGUAAAAUUCUCCCCUGGAUUAUGCCCCAAGCACCAACGAAUGUUGUCUCCUGGACGAAAGUCGUCGUCUGGAAUUGUUUUCCAAUUUAUGGUGGUUAAAGGUUCUGGUUUGGCUUCAUUAGUAAUGUGACUUUUGAUUUCUUUUAAUUAAUACUUCAGGGUAUCUGGAAUAUGUUACAAACACAUUUGGAGGUAAAACUACAUUAUGUGCAUUUUGUCUUGGUUUGUAUAAGUUAAUAGUUAUGCGUUUUGCUUCAAGACACGUUAAAUUUAGAAUCAGAUUGCGUAAAAUAAUAUUAGUCCUAUAUACACUGUUUUUGUUCUCAUUAAUCAGUAUUAUAUUUUUUUAUUGUUUUUUUUUAACAAUUUGAGAAGCUACUUUUUGUUAGCUAAUAUUAGCAUUGUUUCCUGAUACUUACCUCAUUUACCAUUUAAGGAGCUGCAAUUUUAGUGUGUUUUCUCAAGACCUGAUGUAGGAGUUGCUGUAACCUGUAGUACCUAUUAUCUUGAGAUGAAUGUUGUGUUAUUAUGUAGUAAACAGUAACUGGCACCCAUUAACCGAA